GUGGCUGGAGACACAUCGAGAGUACCACUGGAACCGGCUGGUGAAAGCUAAACAGGCGUUGGCCCGAUGUUGCUGUUUCUUUUGCAACAAGCGAGCUGGGACUUAUCUGACGGCCUUUUACCUCUUCAUCAAGGUCAUUUAUGCAGCCAAUGUCAUAGGGCAGUUCUUCAUUCUCAACGCCUUCCUAUCUCAGGAAUACAACUUCUACGGACUGGAGGUACUACACAUGCUAGGUUCUAGUGAGAAGGAAUGGAAGGAGUCGGUUCGAUUCCCAAAAGUGACCUUGUGUGAUUUCAAAAUUCGGCAGCUACAGAACAUUCAGACCUGGACAGUUCAAUGUGUGCUUCCCAUCAACCUCUUCAACGAAAAGAUUUUCAUCCUUCUUUGGUUCUGGCUGGUGUUUGUGGCAACUCUGUCUUCACUUAAUUUGAUCAG
Molecule: messenger RNA, 435 nt
Organism: Candidula unifasciata
Lineage: Eukaryota; Metazoa; Mollusca; Gastropoda; Stylommatophora; Geomitridae
Source: the annotation of a GenBank genome assembly